UUCCUCUUUCCAAAUUUUCAGUUAUCAGCAAGAAAUAUGCAUGCCAUGCAGAGUUAAGCUUUUUUAUGCCUAGCUCCUUGAAAAGAAACAAGAGUACUUGUCCUGGCUGACUACAAGGCUGGGAUAAUCAAUUUGCGGCUUUUCUUGAUGAAUAUACAGACACAUUCAAGAUGGAGAGUAGCAGUACCAGCAGUGCUGAGACCAACUGCAAUAUCAGCAGUAUGUCAUUUCAGUACUCCCUCUAUGCGACCACCUACAUUAUCAUCUUCAUCCCUGGUCUUCUGGCCAACAGUGCAGCCUUGUGGGUUCUCUGCCGCUUCAUCAGCAAGAGAAACAAAGCCAUCAUUUUCAUGAUCAACCUCUCUGUGGCUGACCUUGCUCACGUGCUGUCUUUACCCCUCCGGAUCUACUAUUACAUCAGCCACCACUGGCCUUUCCAGAGGGCCCUGUGCCUGCUGUGCUUCUAUUUGAAGUAUCUCAACAUGUAUGCCAGCAUUUGCUUCCUGACAUGCAUUAGCCUUCAGAGGUGCCUCUUUCUCCUCAAGCCAUUCAGGGCCAGGAACUGGAAGCGUAGGUAUGAUGUGGGCAUCAGUGCUGCCAUCUGGGUCAUCGUGGGGACUGCCUGUUUGCCAUUUCCUAUCCUGAGAAGUGCUGGGUUACGCAACAACACUGACUCCUGCUUUGCUGAUCUUGGUUAUAAGAAAACGAAUGCAGUGGUUUUGGUUACAAUGGUUACAAUUGCAGAGCUAGCUGGCUUUGUGAUCCCAGUGAUCAUCAUUGCAUGUUGUACCUGGAAAACCACGAUAUCCUUGAGUCAGCCACCGAUAGCUUUCCAAGGGAUGAGUGAGCGGCGAAAAGCAUUGAGGAUGGUUUUUAUGUGUGCUGCAGUCUUCUUCAUUUGCUUCACUCCCUAUCACAUUAACUUUGUUUUUUACACAAUGGUAAAGGAAACCGUUAUUAGUAGCUGUCCCAUUGCCGAAAGCACUCUGUAUUUUCAUCCUUUUUGUCUGUGCCUUGCAAGCCUCUGCUGCCUUUUGGAUCCAAUUCUUUAUUAUUUCAUGGCCUCAGAAUUCCGUGACCAGCUAUCUCGUCAUGGCAGCUCUGUGACCCGUUCUCGUCUCAUGAGCAAGGAGAGUGGUUCAUCAAUGGCUGGCUAAAAUGAAAUGACUCUUCAAGUAUGACUUUGUUUACCUAUGUUUUUUGACUUUUUUCAAAGACCACAAUUACCAGACAAUUUCUUUAAUUGCACUUAGGAAA
This is a messenger RNA of Perognathus longimembris pacificus (Pacific pocket mouse), 1257 nucleotides long. Its product is annotated as putative P2Y purinoceptor 10. The record is from RefSeq and is a predicted model, not a curated record. Gene Ontology annotation, cellular component: membrane. Gene Ontology annotation, biological process: phospholipase C-activating G protein-coupled receptor signaling pathway; positive regulation of Rho protein signal transduction. The transcript has 2 exons. The coding region runs from base 171 to 1157 and encodes 328 amino acids. Gene Ontology annotation, molecular function: G protein-coupled receptor activity. NCBI's taxonomy places the organism in Eukaryota, Metazoa, Chordata, Mammalia, Rodentia, Heteromyidae.